Messenger RNA from Sorghum bicolor (sorghum), 1842 nucleotides. RefSeq names its product U1 snRNP-associated protein usp106. The coding region runs from base 189 to 1424 and encodes 411 amino acids. Gene Ontology annotation, cellular component: U1 snRNP; U2-type prespliceosome. Gene Ontology annotation, biological process: mRNA splice site recognition. The record is from RefSeq and is a predicted model, not a curated record. NCBI's taxonomy places the organism in Eukaryota, Viridiplantae, Streptophyta, Magnoliopsida, Poales, Poaceae. Gene Ontology annotation, molecular function: mRNA binding. The transcript is spliced from 13 exons.
ACGCUCUGGAGUCUAGAGUCCAGCGUCUAGAGUGCAUCCAGUAUUGCAACCCAAUCCCAUAUCCAUCUUCCUCCUCGGAAGUCCGAUUGGCCAGACGGCCCCGAUUCACUGCGGCCGCUCCGUCUCGCCCUCUUCGCAAGGGAAAACCCUAGGCUAGGGGACGGGAGCGCAGUCCCACGCACGUCGACAUGGACGCCAUCCGGAAGCAGCUCGACCAGCUCAUGGGCGCCAACCGCAACGGCGACGUGCGGGAGGUCAGCCGCAAGUACUACGAUCGCGACGUCUGCCGCCUCUACCUCGCCGGCCUCUGCCCCCACGACCUCUUCCAGCUUACCAAGAUGGACAUGGGGCCGUGCCCGAAGCUGCACUCGCUGCAACUGCGCAAAGAAUAUGAAGAAGCCAAAGCCAAAGGUACAGAUAACUAUGACCGUGAAUUGGAAGAAACCAUUGAAAGACUAAUUGUCGAGUGUGAAAGGAAGAUUCAGAGAGCCCUUAAACGUUUGGAGGAGGAGGAUGCUAAGGCAGCUAUUGCUAUUUCUGUCACUGAGGUUACACAGACCAAAGAAGUAAUGGAGUUAUCCAAACAAAUUAGGCAGAAGAUGAAGGAUAUUGAUGCUUUUGAUCUUGAGGGUAACACCGAGGGAAAAAUCCGGGCCAAUGAAGAACUUGACAAGCUAAAAGAACAAAGGGCAGAAGAGCAGGCAAAGAUGUUACUUGAAGCUUUUAACAAAGACCGUGCUUAUUUAAUAAAUUUUCUUCAAAAUGCCACUCAAACAACUACACCUGUUCCCCCUGCUGCUCCGGAUGCACGGACACAAGAAAUGAUAAACGAGAAACUGAAAAAGGCAGAAGAACUAGGUGAGAAUGGAAUGGUUGAUGAAGCUCAAAAAAUGUUGGAUGAGGCAGAAGCUCUGAAGAAGCUGAGCACCCGACCACAGGCUGUCCUAGACUCUACAAAAAUGACAACUCAUAUCCAGAUUACUGAUCAAAAGCUACGCCUGUGCGACAUAUGUGGAGCAUUCUUGAGCGUAUAUGACAGUGACCGUCGCCUGGCAGAUCAUUUUGGAGGGAAACUUCAUAUGGGUUAUAUGCUUAUACGUGAGAGAUUGUCUGAACUGCAGGAAGAAAAGAACAAAAAACGGAAGUUAGACCAAGCUGAGUAUGACAGAAGGUCCAGGGAAAGGAGCGGGGAACGUGCCAGGGCUUCGAGCAGGGAUCGCUACAGAGGAGACCACAGCAGCAGCCGUGACAGGGACUAUGACCGCAGAAGAAGCCAUGAUCGGUACCAUGACAGGGAGAGAGAACGAGAUUCCGGGCGGUCUCGUAGUUAUGAUUCCAGAAGUCACCGCAGGUCACGUUCACCAAGGGGAAGUUCUAGGGAUUAUGAUCGAUCUGGGCGUUAUGAACGACGAGAUCGGUACUAGGAGUAAGGAAGCCUCCUUGAAGUUUAGGGAGCUAGAUUGCAUUGCCCCAGUGUUUCUGUUCGGGAAUUCUAACAGGGGGCUUAGGUCCAACUGGAGAAAGGCAUCAGCUCUUUGCAUUAUAACGGAUAGAAUCUGACAUAAUCUAUGCUAAUCAUAUUGUUAUGCUAGCUGGUGUUUAUCGUAAACAGAAUGUUACACCAUGUACUCCCUCAGUUCCAAAUUGUAUUUUACCAUGUAUAUGACAUAAUGUAUAUUUAGAUAUAUGUAGCAAAAGCAUAGUCUAGAAAAGCUAGAAUGACUUGCAAUUUAGAAUGGAGAGUAUCUAUUAUUCAGCAUUGUUGAUUUCUGGCAACAAGUUUUUACUCAUACGAACGCUGAUGUUGUGGACGUGUGACAGCAAUACAUGUCAUGUUUUCUA